Molecule: messenger RNA, 1725 nt
Organism: Exophiala spinifera
Lineage: Eukaryota; Fungi; Ascomycota; Eurotiomycetes; Chaetothyriales; Herpotrichiellaceae
Exons: 2
Coding region: 1-1725 (574 amino acids)
Source: RefSeq, a predicted model, not a curated record
AUGGCUGCCAUGAUGCCAGCGCCACCGUUCGACGAGUUUUACGCCGCAGGGAUGAAUGACGAUGCGCAUUCGUUACAAGCGUCAAUAGAGGACUUUGAGGAGCAGGAGCGCCAGUCCCCCCUCUUCCCCGAUUUGAGGUCAGAGCGUGAAGAAAGCGAGUUUGACGAUAGGUUGAGUGAAGGAUUGCCGUGGUCACCGCCUGGGUUCAAGAGGAGGAUGUCCAAUGCGAGUAACUGGUUCCGGCAAGACCCAUAUGGACAAUACAGCCUAAAGCCUUCCAUAAGCCCUUCGCGAUCGCGCCAGACAAGUCCAGAGAUAUACCAAGAUGCCACGGACGGCGCUGGAGAUCCAGACAUCACGAUAGCGGUUAAUACGCCUCUGCCUAAAGGCACAGAUUCACCCAGUCGAGGACAGUCUCCAGAGGUCGAAGCGCAACGAAAUUCAAGACAUAGUACUCCAGAACAGGAGGAUGUGGCGCCCACAGAACCAAACAAUUAUGUUCGUUUGCAAUUCCGGGCCGAAGUCCAACAUCGCGAACCGUUUAUGCCCUUUUUCAAUUAUGUUCAGAGAAAGCUCGACGCCAUGACCAAGACGAGAUCGACGACGCUCUUGUCGGUCAUGACCACUCUGUUGUUUGCUUGUCUGUUGCGCAUCAUUGUUUCGCCACCCAUUCCAGCGCCGGUGCCGGAUCUGGUCAAGGUAUCGACCUUGGCCAAAUCUUUUGAGCCGUUGAUCUUUUAUUCCGAGAAUGGCUACUCUCAGAUCAUUGCGCUACAGGAAACAAGCGUGGCUGUAUGGGAUCUCGGAGAGUCGGUCAGAAGUGCCAAUAUGACCUCUGCACCAAUCAUUGUUCGAUCUCUGGACGAGCUGUCUGAGAGCUUGAAGACUUUGGGGCUUGAGUUGACACGGUUCUUUUCCGAUGUCGAUUCUGACGUGGACAGUAUCCUAAUAGUGAUGGACUGGGCCAAACGAGAACUGGAAGGGGUGGUAUCGGGACAAGGCGUGUCGAUUUCAGGGGUAGUGUUUGACCACCUCCACGGCAUUUUCAACCGAGGGGGAUUGCUCGAAACGUCAACGGGACCGACAACAUUGGGCAAGUUGCUUACUGAUAUAUUUGGUUCCAGUUCACCGCAAAGAAUGAGAGCAACCCUCACAAGGACCUUCCACGAAUUUGUGAAUGUUCUUGAGGAGUCGAUCAACAGCGAACUAACUCAUUCGGCGGCUUUGUUUGCACUGUUUGAGUCUAUUGACAGACAAUUCUUGAACCUGCAACGAACGGUGGUGAGAGAAACCGAUACCCAAGAGCGACUUGAGAACGACCUUCUGUCGUCUUUGUGGACUAGAGUUGUCGGACCCAAUGCCGCCAUCCUGAGAAAGUUCGAGAAGAACAAACAACUGUUGUCGAGUGUACGAGCGAGGACCGUCAACAACAAGCAUUUGAUCAUGGAACAUCAUGGUCGUCUUCAAACCCUCAAAGUCAACCUGGAGACAUUGCGGAGGAAGCUAGUCAGCCCACUUGUUAGGAGGAACGAUUCGGUCAGCAUUGACAAUGCUGGCGUUCUUGAUCACCAGAUCAGAGGUCUUGAAGGGACUUAUGACUACUUGCGAGGAGUGCGUGAGAAACAAAAAAGUAAAUUGAUGGAGAUGGUAUAUGGUGCUAAAGCAGGAAGACCCAAAAUCAUGGGGACAAGUGGCCUGGAAGGAAUUGGACUAGACAGUUCAUGA